Messenger RNA from Metarhizium acridum CQMa 102, 1704 nucleotides. RefSeq lists its product as uncharacterized. Gene Ontology annotation, biological process: transcription initiation at RNA polymerase I promoter; nucleolar large rRNA transcription by RNA polymerase I. The record is from RefSeq and is a predicted model, not a curated record. Gene Ontology annotation, cellular component: RNA polymerase I upstream activating factor complex. Lineage: Eukaryota; Fungi; Ascomycota; Sordariomycetes; Hypocreales; Clavicipitaceae. Gene Ontology annotation, molecular function: RNA polymerase I general transcription initiation factor activity; rDNA binding.
AUGGACCCUGACGAAGAGAACUCCGUUGACGAGGAAAAUUUCGCCGGCUAUGAAUCAGAUGCUGCAAACGCGGAUCUGAGAGGAAGCCCCGGAAUCUACUCGACGGUGAAUCACAGUGGUAGAGGCAGCUCCUAUGCUUCAAGCGACGAAUCCAUCAACCUCAAAGCCAACCAUGUAUCCGAGGAUGACGAUCACCUGGCCAGCAGAUCGCUAUUGAAACGUUCCACUGAACAAGCCUUUGCCAACCGGCCAUUUAAGAGGCAAAGAGGUGUCUUGAACCGCGAAUACCUGGAUCUUCUCAAUCGCGAGAUUGAUGACUCUGUCCAUCAAGUCUGUUUGGAGGACAUUGUCGACUUGCCUGAUUCUCAGGUCGGACUUACCUUCUGGUCCAGAGUUGAAAAAGGGCAAUUUUUUGAGUCUGUAUCACGACUAGGCAAAUACGAUUUGCCCGGUAUCGCAACCAAAAUAGGGAGCAAAAGUGAAAUAGAGGUCAAACAGUACGUCGAGCUGUUGCAAGCAGCCAAAGAUAGCAGACAGAGAUUGAGACCUCGAUCCUACUUGGAGCCAGCAGAGUAUCCAGCAGCUGUUGAGAUCAGCCAACAGUGCUGCCAUGUUCAAGAAGAAGCUGCCGAUACUAUUUCAAUCCUCCAAGAGCGCAGAGAGGAACAACGAGAGAAGCUGAAAUGGGGACAGAACUGGGAUAUUACUCCUUCUCUAGCCAUGAGAUUAAGCCACCGCGGCGAGGAGGGGGAUGACACGUCCGAGGCGACGUUGAAAUUUUCCCAGUUAUUUCAUCUGUCUAACUGGUUAAAGUUGUCGGAGCGCGUAUUUAUGAAUUCAUCGGUUCCCGGCAACAACUGGAACUACAUCGACAAUCAAAGACCAUCAAUGUGGGCCACUGCAUUCGACGAUUUUCACUCACUUGCUGUUUCUGUCACCAGACGACUCGUUCAGACAACCUUGUUCAUUAGCAUGUCGAGAAUCAGGGCGAAGAAGGAGCUUAUUCCUACCACUCGGGAUAUUGUCCGGAGAAAAGAUGUUGAAGCCGCAAUUGCUUCACUCGCCAUGCCACAUAAUUCGGAAUCGAGGUGGAUUAAAAGCGCGAGAAGGUUGCGAUUGGACGUUUUUAACGAACCUCCAGAUAAAGAUGACGAGGAAGCUGAAGAGGAGCCCAUGACGUAUGCAGAAGUUGAGGCUACUCUCUCUAGGAAUGAUGACAGCACUGAAAUUGAAGCUCCAAAGGAUGCGAUUUUCACAGAUGAAGCUUCGCCUGAUGAGUAUGUGGAAGAGGGCGAUGAAGAUGGCGAUGACGACACUGGCAUUGAUUCGGAAACGGGAGAUGACGAUGAUGAACAACACGAGAUUACGCAGGAAGCUAAGGAGAUUCUGCUUUACUCAACCCCGGAGCUAAAGGAUAUUCAAGCCGCAAAGCAAGCGCUCAAACUGCGCAUCACCACAGAGAGGCAACAGGAAGCGCAGGCCGAGGUGCACGAUGAGUAUGCCAGCUAUCAAGCAGAGACCGAGAUGUGGGAUAUCUUGAAGAAAAAGCCGCCAAUGGAACUGCCUAAAGUGGAGGAUCCCGGUCGCGUACAUAGAUCGAAUUUAAGUGUGGAUAAUGUCUAUCCCCUUGGGCGAGACUGGGCUUCAAAGUUGGAAUAUUAUGGGGAAUGGGAGACGUUGGAUAAUACAAGGCAUGAUGAAUAA